AUGAUGAACAUCAUUUUUGGUGCCCUCUGGUGGGUGCUGUCGACCGUCUCGCUGCUGGUGGGUCUUUUCAGCAUGGUCACUUACCUUGUGACUGCCGCCGCGCAGCAGCUGGCAAUGCGCAUCCCGCAGGAUCUUAAGAAAAAGUACGACGCGGAGUGGGCUGUUGUCACGGGGGCGAGCAGUGGCAUCGGUAAGGCCAUCACAGAGAAGCUUGCGCAGCAAGAGAUCAACGUCGUGCUCGUCGCACUGGAGGAUCCGGGGCUCCAUAGCACCUUCGCUGAGCUUCAGAAGAAGUACCCGAAGCGCAGCUUUCGCAAGGUGGCGGUGGACUUGGGUGGGGAGGGAAUGCGUUACAUGGCGCCCAUCAUUGAGGCGACACAAGACCUCGACGUUGGUCUUCUUUUCAACAACGCCGGGUACCUCCACGCCGGGCUUUUCACCGAUACGGAGGUUGACCGGCUGCGUGCAAACCUUGAGUGCAAUGCCGGCUGCGCCAUCCCUAUCACCCACCACUUUCUGCGAAAGAUGAUGGAGCGGCAGCGGCGGGGCCUUGUGACAUUCACCUCAUCCAGCGCCGGUUACCUUCCAGGGCCAACAGCGACAUUGUACAGCCCCUCAAAGGCGUUUUUGACAAAUUUUGCCGUAACAAUUGCCGCGGAAGUGCGCCAUGCGGGCAUCCACGUGGUUGUCAUGCACCCCUCUCCCGUGAACACAAACUUCUUCAAUUACAAGGGACCGAAGCUUAGCACCAUCGAGGCAACGCGGAAGCUCGUAGCCCCGCCAUCGUAUAUUGCUGACCAAUUUUUUGCCUCUGCGGGACGCCUGACGGUGUGGGAUCAAGGCAUGACAAGUGCAGUUUUCCGAUUGUUGAACAAGAUUAUUGAUUUUCAGUUCCUUGCGGAGCUUAUUGUGCGCAUUGCCAACCUGUGUGGCGACCAGAAGAGACUGGUCGAGGCAUCGAAGACACACCGCGGAAAACGGGCUUGA
Trypanosoma cruzi is the source of this 987-nucleotide messenger RNA. RefSeq lists its product as uncharacterized. Gene Ontology annotation, molecular function: oxidoreductase activity. Lineage: Eukaryota; Euglenozoa; Kinetoplastea; Trypanosomatida; Trypanosomatidae. The coding region runs from base 1 to 987 and encodes 328 amino acids. The transcript has a single exon. The record is from RefSeq and is a predicted model, not a curated record.